Messenger RNA from Scleropages formosus (Asian bonytongue), 2954 nucleotides. Its product is annotated as WW domain-containing adapter protein with coiled-coil-like. The transcript has 13 exons. Gene Ontology annotation, cellular component: nucleus. The record is from RefSeq and is a predicted model, not a curated record. The coding region runs from base 188 to 1816 and encodes 542 amino acids. NCBI's taxonomy places the organism in Eukaryota, Metazoa, Chordata, Actinopteri, Osteoglossiformes, Osteoglossidae. Gene Ontology annotation, biological process: regulation of autophagy; positive regulation of TORC1 signaling. Gene Ontology annotation, molecular function: RNA polymerase II complex binding; chromatin binding.
CGUAGGCGGGGCUGUAGUUUCAGUAUGUGCGAGUGCGAGGGGGCUGAGGGCGCUUUUCCGACCAGCGAAGUGAGCUCGAGUCGCUGGGAGACAAAAAAGCAGCAAGAAAGCGAAACAGGCCGCAACAGGACGAAAGAACAAGCUAGCCACCUUUCACCUCCACUCCACACACACUAACAGGGCAUUGAUGGUAAUGCAUGCGAGGAAACCGCCGAGACUCAGUGAUGGGUGUACCGAGCGCAGGGACCCGCAGCCCUACCAGAGCCUUAAGUACCCGUCAAAGAGUCACCCCAGCAGUGAUCGUCAUGAGAAGACACGAGAGGCCUCGGACACCACCCCACCCUGCAAAGUGCUUCGGCGGUCUGACAGUCCAGACGGCAAGCACAAUGUUGGUACAGGGCACAGCAGGGCCAAACCAGUCCAGGCGCACCGGCUCAGAGAGAGGGACGGAGGGACCAGUUAUUCUCCACAAGAAAAUUCACACAAUCACAGCACUCUUCACAGUGCAAAUUCUAAUCCAGGCAAAACCUCAGAGACUUCCUAUGAUCCAGCAGAUGAUUGGUCUGAACACAUCAGCUCUUCUGGGAAAAAGUACUACUACAACUGCAGGACUGAGGUUUCCCAGUGGGAAAAGCCCAAAGAGUGGCUGGAAAGAGAGCAGCGGCAAAGAGAAGCUACCAAGCCCGCUGUGGUCAACAGCUUCCCUAAGGACCGCGAUUACAGACGGGAAGCGCUGCAAGCCACGGCUGUGGCAGCCAGCAGUGGUAGUGGCUUCAGCACAACCAAGUGUGCGCCAUUGGACAAAUCAACAUCUCAUUCCUGCACAUCCCAGUCGACGUCCUCAGUGUCAGGCGUGUGCCUGACCCCCGCAAGCACGGCAACAGCAACCACAGCGGUACCAGUCUCCCCAGUUCCACAGUCACCAGCACCCCCGCCCAUACUGCAGGAUCCAGGGCUUCUUCGUCAGCUACUGCCUGCCCUGCAGGCUACACUGCAGCUCAACAAUGCCAGUGUGGAUGUGGCCAAGAUCAAUGAAGUUCUCACAGCCGCUGUCACGCAAGCUUCAUUGCAGUCUAUGCUUCAUAAGAUUCUCACGGCAGGACCGUCUGCUUUCAACAUCACUACUUUGCUUUCCCAAGCUGCGCAGCUGUCCACUCAAGCCCAGCAGUCCAACCAGUCCCCGAUGUCCUUAACAUCAGAUGCCUCGUCACCGAGAUCAUAUGUCUCUCCAAGGAUCAGCACGCCACAGACCAACACUGUGCCGAUCAAGCCUCUUGUCAACACACCUCCUGUCUCGUCGCAGCCGAAGGUCAGCACACCGGUGGUGAAACCAGGACCAGUACCCCAGCCUGUACCACAGCAGCCAGCCCCAGUCGACAGGCAGCUUGAGCGGGAGUCUCCACAUAGCCUCCAGAGGCAGAGCAGUCAGAGGAGUCCGUCCCCAGGUCCAAAUCACGUCCCCAGCAGCAGCAACAGCGCAGCUCCCAGCACAGCAGCAUUACCAAGCGCAGCACUUGUGAGGCCCCCAUGCACCUUCACAUCUACGUUGGCAUCUCACUUCAAUGAGAAUCUAAUCAAGCAUGUGCAGGGCUGGCCAGCCGACCAUGCUGAGAAGCAGGCAUCACGGUUACGAGAAGAAGCCUUCAAUAUGGGAAGCAUCUAUAUGUCAGAAAUUUGCACAGAACUGAAAAACUUGCGAUCCUUAGUGCGGGUGUGUGAGAUCCAGGCCACGCUGCGUGAGCAGAGGAUACUGUUUUUGCGACAACAGAUUAAGGAGCUUGAGAAGCUGAAGAAUCAAAACUCCUUCAUGGUGUGAAAAACAGGUGGAGUCAUCUGACAGACUUCGGGAACUGUCUGUGCCCAGUCUUAAUACUUGUGAGCUGCAGUUUGAUGGGCCUCAGACCCUGGGCAGUGGAGGGGAUGGGUGGGGAAGCUGCCAGGUCAUGCCAGGUGUGCUUUGUGAAAGGCCUUGGACAUGUAGAUUUCCUGUAGAUGUGUCCAUGCUGUAAAUAUGUUUUCUAGAGUGAGGCCUCAAAGCCAUGCUGACCAGGGCUUUGACUUCCAGACUGACCAAUGCCAAGGCGGUCAACUUGUUUAAGGCACUCCGCAUGUUAACCUGCCUGUAAACUUGUCUGUCAGCAGACGAUUGAACCAUUGCUGGGGGUAUGAGAAAACCAAGAGAGGCUGGAAAGCCAGAGUCCAGUGACUGGGCUGCUGUAUUGAUCUGCUUUUAUCCAACCUCCAACUUGAAAUUUUUUUUUUUUCCUUUUUUUUUUUUUUUUUUUUUUUAAAUAAACCUUUCUGUGACUAACAAAUAAAUCCUGGAAGGGGAAGAGCAGAAAUGGCUGCAACAGAAGACCCUCCCCGACUACUGCCUUGUUCCACAUGUCGGGACUGUCACUGUGCAUCCAUAGUGGUUCACAGAUGGGACCCUACCAGCCAGGAGUCAGAGGGUCGCCCAGUGGCCCAUGUUGACGAGUGUCAUCCAAACAAGUUAGAUGAGAACAGCAUCCCCAUCCACCCGUGUGUAACGCCAUACUUUUCCAGGGCCUAAGGAGGGCAGGGUCCACCUACUGUGUUUAACCCCUCUUUUAUUUCCCAUCUCCCGGUUUGUUUUUCACUGUACUUUCAAAGUAACCAAGCAAGCAAAUUUUAGGUUCUCAAGGCACCUUGGGUUAAACCAAGAUUUCAUUCCUAUGUACAGUUGCUCAAGUGGUAAGAGGUAAGUUUUAUGAAUAGUUGCAGUGAUUACUAGUAUAUCUGAUAUGUUGUAUUCAUAAAUUAUUGCUACACAUUUUCCUUUGCACCCUGAAACGAUGGAAUAAGUGUGCUGCUGGGUACACCCCCGAGAAGGCAACUCUGUCACAGAACCUCACAUGGCAGGGACUGGGCAGUGAGGUCACAAGGUCAAAUGUGAAAUGUAUGUAAUGUAAUAAACAUGCUAAACAAGCUAA